Messenger RNA from Syzygium oleosum, 910 nucleotides. RefSeq lists its product as uncharacterized. The transcript has 3 exons. The record is from RefSeq and is a predicted model, not a curated record. Lineage: Eukaryota; Viridiplantae; Streptophyta; Magnoliopsida; Myrtales; Myrtaceae. Gene Ontology annotation, molecular function: protein binding. The coding region runs from base 59 to 616 and encodes 185 amino acids.
CCCCAACUCAUUCACGGUGCGCGAGAGAAGAAGAAGAGCCAGCGAUAGCCAGACCGCCAUGGAAGCUUCUUUGUUCCGAGUCAACUCAGUUCCUAACCAUCGCUCCAUUCUCUCCGGUACCUCCGUGUUCUCCUGCUCUCGGAUCGCCGCCGGAGUUCCUCUCCGUCGCCGGAGAGGAGACGGGGGCUGCUCGAGCUCGAGAGGAUCGGACGACGCGAUCGCACGGCGGAGCGCUCCGGGCGGCUCCCGAUCCCGGCACGCCGCCGCCGGCGGGUGCGCGAGAAGCAGCGAGAUCGGCGAUCACUACCGCCAGAUGUUGGGGUCGAGCCCCGACUGCUCGCUCCUGCUGAGGAAUUACGCCGAGUAUCUGCACAAGGUGGAGGGAGAUGCGGAGGGAGCUGCGGAGUACUACGCGAGGGCGAUACUGGCGAGUCCCAGCGACGGCGAGGUUCUGUCGCUGUACGGGAGGUUGAUUUGGGAGGCGGAGAGAGACGAAGAUAGGGCCGGACUGUACUUCGAUCGAGCGGUGCAUGCAUCUCCUGACGACUGCACGGUGUUGGGGGCGUACGCGCACUUUCUGUGGGAAGCAGGGGAAGAGGAUGAAGAAACGGUUUGAUCGUCAACUUCAAGCCGUCGCGGGCCCAUGAUGGUUCCAAUGUAACAACAGAGGUUGGAAUUUCAUGCUCGUUACAGUGAUGCCUCGGCGCAAAAAUUGAAGAUCACAGAGCAACAGCAACAAACAGGAGAGGGAAUGGACAACUUCGGCGCAGCCAGGGCGUUGCGAACCGACAUGUCAAUAGAAGUGGAGAUGAUUGUUUUGGAGGUUUUCCAUCUGGGAAGCCAACUUGUGUCUGUUUACUGCAAUAUCGUUCGGUUCAUUACAAUGAAGAUGAUCUUAGAUACUGCAAAA